This is a messenger RNA of Macroventuria anomochaeta, 1226 nucleotides long. RefSeq lists its product as uncharacterized. The coding region runs from base 1 to 792 and encodes 263 amino acids. The transcript is spliced from 3 exons. Lineage: Eukaryota; Fungi; Ascomycota; Dothideomycetes; Pleosporales; Didymellaceae. The record is from RefSeq and is a predicted model, not a curated record. Gene Ontology annotation, molecular function: nucleic acid binding; protein binding.
AUGGCGCGCACAAUGAAGGUAAGCUCGCCUCCAAGGUCUAGUAGAUCUGAGAGGCAGUUUCCUAUACCACCGUUCGGCACACCCCCUCCAAACCCGCCGCACCUGGCAUUAUACAAAGACCUCAAGUCUAGUGACAUAACCCUCCUCUGCGGAUCGCAUGGUUCCUACCGCAUUGGAGGUCAUCCGAAAGUGCUGUGUUGCGCGAGUCCUUGGUUUGCGAACGUUCUCAAUGAUCCUAAGUAUAACAGCCACCACCUAGUCCUACCAAACUCCGACCCAGCAGCUGUAGAACCGCGCCUAGAAUUUUGCUAUGUCGGCCGUUACGCCUCACCAACUGAUCCGUACUACAACGCUGACGUAGCAAAAGCAAACCUUGAAUUCCACGCGAGAGUGCUCAUGGUGGCGCACAAGUGCAAGGCCACUGGUCUCGCUCAGUCUGCGCUGCAGAAGAUACGGGUAUUGCUAGACGGAUGCGCACUCAAGGAGGUCACCCCAUGGAUCAAUUCACUCAAAAAGAAAGGAGUUAAAUGUAUACUACUCCAAGAUGGUGCUCCAGCUCACAAAUCACGUAUUGCUCGUGAUUAUUUGACCCUACAUCACAUUGAGCGCCUGUGGUGGCCUGGUCAUUCACCAGAGGUCAACGCAUCAGAGCAUGCCUGGCCCUGGAUUCGACGGCACGUGACAAAGGACUUCAUGCCAAGCUGUACAGGAAACCAGUGUGAGAAGCAGUGGGUGGAGGGAUGGGGGCGUAUGCCUAUUGAGGUGAUCAAUCGAUGGGUGGAUGCAUAUUGACGUGUAGUAUUGACCUGGCACCUUUUCGUAUCUGUUCGUUGCGGAAGAAUAGUCACCAGGCAGUCUCGUCUUUCUCGUUAUUGUAUCAAGGGUCACCAGAACGGCGACGAGCAUCCAGGUUGCACGAUGCUGCAGAGGUCGUUAGGAGAAUUAUGUGGAGGUGUCUGUUGUCAUGUGAAGCCUUAGCAUGACGACUUGACAUCUAGAUUAUUGACGUGCUGUAUGUGUUGUGCUUGACACAGACGAGUGACUGGAUUAACUCUCAUACUUACUGCGAUUGGACUAGACAGCACGGCGUGACUGCACUCGGUGUCUGUAUAGCUCAUCCAGUAUGCCAGGCGAGCAAGAGAUGGCGCGUUCUGAACGUGGCUGUACCACAGGGUGCUUGCCGACGCCUCUAGAAGGACGCCACGCAUUAAGCUGAUUCUAGGAUA